Messenger RNA from Coregonus clupeaformis (lake whitefish), 2668 nucleotides. Its product is annotated as small conductance calcium-activated potassium channel protein 3. The coding region runs from base 250 to 1890 and encodes 546 amino acids. Gene Ontology annotation, biological process: potassium ion transmembrane transport. The transcript has 9 exons. Gene Ontology annotation, cellular component: neuronal cell body; neuron projection; plasma membrane. Lineage: Eukaryota; Metazoa; Chordata; Actinopteri; Salmoniformes; Salmonidae. Gene Ontology annotation, molecular function: small conductance calcium-activated potassium channel activity; calmodulin binding. The record is from RefSeq and is a predicted model, not a curated record.
CACUCAGUGUGGCUCGAUGGAACCCAGUCAUCACCCACCCUCUCAUAUUACAACGGCUGCCAAUAUGUCUCACCCUCACCACGCUCCUCACCCCGAAGGGGAGACAAUGAGAAAAAAGUUACGGGGAAGGAGGUGCACAAGGAAAAGAGAGGCGAGAAGCCAGCAGGGAAUAAACAGAAUGAAGGGCACAAGGAUCGGAUUUGGGGGAGUAAAACCAAAAAGGCAAGCCCACAGAGGCGCCAGCAGGACAUGACAUCCACUCAGUCUCCCUACAAAGGACUCCGCAUGUCUCAAAUGGACUUAAAGGAGACAGAAAGUGGGCCACCCAGUGAAGGAGGUCAAAGGCUGGAGGCCACAUCAAUGGAGAUGCAGGACCGCCAGAGUCUACCCGAGAUCAUCAUUACAACCAAAGAUGACUACCAGCCACAUGCUCCCAACCAAACACCCAGCUCUGACAAGAAUCACCCCAAGUCUGAGGCCAAGGCUGCCUAUGGUGGAGGUGAGGAGACCAGUGUUGCGCAGCACAAGGAUGGUGUCCAUAACUGCCCUCACAAGAAGACCCAGAGCAUCGGUCGUAGGCUGGUCCGCCGAAGGGCACUGUUUGAGAGGAGGCAGAGGCUGAAUGACUGUGCACUCGCUGCGGGGAUGUUUGGAGUGGUGGUCAUGAUCACCGAGACAGAGCUCUCCUGGAGCAUCUACAGUAAGAGCUCCAUAUAUUCCAUGGCUAUGAAGUGUGUUAUCAGCCUGUCCUCUCUUAUCCUGCUGGGUCUGAUCAUUGCCUACCACAUCUGUGAGGUGCAGCUCUACAUCCAUGAUAAUGGAUCAGAGGACUGGCAAAUUGCCAUGACAAUGGAGCGGGUGAGCCUGAUCGCCCUGGAGCUGUUUGUAGCGGCGGUACACCCGUUCCCAGUGGGUCUGCCAUUGUCAUGGCAAGCCAUGUCCCCCACGCUGUCAGAGACAGAGCUGGAGAUCGUGCUGGCUCUGCCCAUGUUCCUGCGACUCUACCUCCUGGGUCGUGCCUUGAUGCUGCACAGCCGACUCUACACAGACACCGCCUCGCGCAGCAUUGGCGCCCUCAACAAGAUCCACUUCAACAGCCGUUUUGUGGUCAAAACCCUGAUGACAAUCUACCCUGGCACUAUGUUGAUGAUCUUCAGCGUCUCUCUGUGGCUAGUCGCUGCAUGGGGCCUACAUGUCUGUGAGAGACACCACAACUAUAAGGACCUGAGCAGUAACUACAUGGAGGCCCUGUGGAUGGUCUCGGUCACCUUCUUGUCCAUUGGUUACGGGGAUGUUGUUCCCAACACCUACUGUGGCCGCAGCAUCUGUCUACUCACUGGCAUCAUGGGGGCUGGUUGCACAGUGCUGGUGGUUGCCGUGGUUGCCAGGAAACUGGAGCUGACUAGGGCAGAGAAACACGUCCACAACUUCAUGAUGGACUCCCAUUUUACAAAAGGGAUAAAAAUUGCUGCAGCAAAUGUACUAAGAGAGACUUGGAUGAUCUACAAACACACCAAGCUUGCCAGGGAGAGAGACCACUGUAGAGUACGCAUGCACCAGAGGAAGCUGCUACUCGCCAUCCACCAGCUGCGUGAUGUGAAGAUGGAGAGGAGGAAGUUGGCUGAUCAGGCCAACACGCUUGUGGAUCUCUGCAAGAUGCAGAAUCUGAUGUAUGACGUGCUGUCAGAGGUGAGUGGAUUCCGAGGGGACCUGGAAACACACAUAAACAGUCUGCAGCAGAAUGUGGAGGAGCUGAGAGAAGGCUUCAGGACCCUGAUGCCCCUCCUCUCCAGCACCCUCUCCACACAGAACUCUUCCAUCCGCCACCUGCUAAGGGAGAGGGAAGAGCAGCCAGACACGGAGAAUGGGAGGGCAGGAUAUGUAAGAUAGGAAGACAGAUGGCAGGUAUGGGUUGUUUAUAGUCAUGGGAAGAGGUAGAGAGUGAUGGGGAGCAGUUGGGAUCAGGAUAAUUAUGGGAUUUAGGUCAGGCUAGAAUUAAAUUAGAUUUAUUUCAGGCAGGAAAUAAGGCUACAUAUCAUGUUAUGGGUGUAAUGUCAAAUGAAGAGGUGGAAAAUUAAAAUGACAUUUCAUAAGACUAACUAUUUAAAGCUUACCUAAAUAAAGCAAUAAGUGGAUGGAAUUUUUUAACUGUAGAAUAUAUAUUUCACCUAUUUUGGUAAUCUUUCCUAAAAAAAACAUGAUAAUACUAGUCUUGAUUGCAACGUUGUCUGAAUAACAAUUAAAGUGUAUAUUGUUGUGUUAGCCAGCAUUUGUCUAUUAAUAGUUGUAAAUUGAAAAUGUACCCGAGUUUCAUAAUUGUAAUUAUAAAAAAUGUAUUCAGUUGUAAUUUCACAGUAAGUGAAAGAUAGUUUGGCAUAAGUAUUAUCUCCAAAUAUCUACUUUUUCCUGAAAAUUGUAUAAUAAUUUACAGUAAUGUUAGGAAUAAAUAAAGUGAUAUACAUUUUGUCAGACUAAAGUCUUAUUUUGGUGUCAAAUUGUUAAACUUAAAGUGCAAUCAGUAUUCAAACUCAAUCAUCUCCAGCACCAAACCAGUGUCCACAUUUGUAAAAACAGCGCGUUUCUAUGAUAUGUUGUUAAAAAGACAAGGUCCUAAAAAAAAUGCUUCUGUGACACAGGGUAGGAUAGAUGCUGCAUUCAAAACAACUGG